Truncatella angustata is the source of this 1692-nucleotide messenger RNA. RefSeq lists its product as uncharacterized. Gene Ontology annotation, cellular component: mitochondrial DNA-directed RNA polymerase complex; mitochondrial matrix. Gene Ontology annotation, biological process: transcription initiation at mitochondrial promoter. Lineage: Eukaryota; Fungi; Ascomycota; Sordariomycetes; Amphisphaeriales; Sporocadaceae. Gene Ontology annotation, molecular function: mitochondrial transcription factor activity. The annotation marks the transcript as partial. The transcript has a single exon. The record is from RefSeq and is a predicted model, not a curated record.
UCCAAAUCCCUGACAUCAGCAAACCUGAUCGCAGCCACGCCCUUGGCCACACAAUUAGAACGCACGAGGGUGUGGAAGAAGACCGUGAGGUCGGACAGUCUCAAGUCAGCAAGGUCUGCCCCCCCACCUGUCUCUGGCGACAAGACCCGCGUCAACAUCGUGAGCGAGCCAUUGUGCGACGACAUCCUCUCCUAUAUUGGCAAGUCCCUGGAACCUCACCAAGGAUGCGAUCUCAUCGACCUAUACCCCGGUGCAGGGCUUUGGAGCACCAAACUCCACAACUUUCUGAAGCCCCGCUCCCACAUCAUGAUGGAACCCGAUGCCGACCUAUACAGGCCGUUUCUGGAGCCCCUACUCGAAAGGAAAGGGACCACCCUCAUACCGAAAUCCGGCAUAGUAUGGCAUGAACUCAACGAUAUCCUCACACCCGAGCACCUCCCCAAUCAGACCGUCCACCAUAAGGAUUCCCCAGGCGCCAACAUGAAGAACGACACCCUGCUCGUCACCUGCAACCUCGCCUUCCAUCCGAGGAAGCGACUGUUUUCCUUCGAGUCUAUAGCCAUGCUCCUCAUUCAUCAGUUCAUGGAUGCCAUCAAGAACGGCGCCCUCUUCCACAAGUACGGACUGGUGCGCAUGCUGCUAUGGGUCCGCCGCGAAGACAAGAUCAAUAUUCUGCCGCGCUUGAUACAGAACCGCCGCCGCCCGAGCACCGACGCCGAACUCUACUGCGAAGCCAUAAACGAGGUUGUCACCCACGGCGGUCCUGAGAAGAAGGAUUUCAACCGCGACGAAAACAUCGAGCGUGCCAGCGCCCUCGCUGUGCUCAACAGGAUGAAGAAGGCAAAUAUCAAGGUCCCCGAAGGAAGAGAGUCCGAUGCUUUCAAGCAAGCCAUGCUUGAUAGUGCCCUGAAACCAAAAGCCGCCCCCAAUCCGGGCAGCUGUCCACCUGUCAUGAAGCGGAACUACUUGGAAAUGCAGGCCUCGCUGGAGGAGAAGCAGCCACAACAUGGCACGGCAGAAUUCAAGCGCUUACAAGAGUAUGGGUGGCGCCGCACUGCCGACACGAAGAGACUCGAGAGAGCACAUAAUUUAUUCAGCAGACACGAGGAGCUUACCCAACUCAAACAAGCGGGCAAGAUCUCGGACGAGGAACUACAUGCCGCCGAGGAGCAACUGAGCGAGAUAAUCGACCGACUCCCGGUAUUUGCCUCGUCCGAGUUCACCUCCCUCAGAGACAAUCUACACAUCUGGAAGCAGGACGAGCCUGCAAUGCUCUGGGACAAGCGGACUGUCGAACCCAUAAUCGCCGAGGAGCAGGAAUUUUACCCCAACUGUGACACUUGCCUGCUUGACAUCAUGCCAGGUCCGGUUCAUCCAUUGAUUCGGGAUAUCGGUGCUGGUUCCUCCCGCUCGGGCGAGUGCUUCGAGUUGAUCCAGAAAUCAAUGUGGGCAAACCCAAAAGCUCCGAUAGACAAGGCUCUUGACGGCGUGUAUCCGGGCGCAGCAGAUUGGAUUUUACCACGCUGCCCCAGCUUCCGCGACCCAGCACGUGGUGGUUGUCUCGUGAACGCGAAGCACAUGACCCUCACAGUCAGGACAUUGAACCGCAAGCAGUGGGAAGAGCUGCUAGAGCAGUGGUACGCAUGGCCUUUCCAUCCAGAGUUUCGGGAUCUGGUCGCGAGAUCCCAGGAC